UGAUAAAAGCGAUCGGCUCGAACGCACCAAUUCAAUGUGCUAAGUCUACGGUCUUGAAAAACAGAAAUAGCAGGAGAAUUUGAAAAUUGUGGGAGCCAACGCGGAUGUCUAGAGACUAUACUGAUUUCGCAUCUUCCUCUCUGAUUUCCGAGAUUAUUACAAAUACCUUCGAACUGAUUUACAGACAGACAGGCUCUGAAAUAGCCUUCAUUUCAAAUUCUUUGUUCUUUGGAUGAAAACCGGAACGUAAAAUUGAUGCAUGCUUAUGUGAAGCAGCUAGUGAAGAUGUGUCUCCCUGGUAUCUUCAUUGUUACCCUGUUGACCCUCUCUAUUCCUGCUGUCCAUGGUGGGAAAGUCCUGGUGUUUCCUCAAGACGGCAGCCACUGGGUCAACAUGAAGGUCAUUAUUGAAGCGCUGCAUUCAAGAGGUCACAGUGUGUCAGUCGUACGGCCAUCAGACAGCUGGUACAUCAGGGAAACCUCCCCUCACUACAGUUCAAUCACAAUUGAUAUUCCAGGUGGAGCUGAUGAGGAAUUCUUUCGCUCAUUUGUGUCAAGACUAAUACAGAUAAAGAGAGAGGGAAACUCUGCUUGGACUCGUUUUAGUUUGGACAUGGAGUUGAAGGACGGGUUUUUUGAAAUUCACCGCAAAGUGUGUGAGAUGAUAAUCCACAUGUUAGAGAAUAAACAGUUGAUGCAGUCUAUUAGAGAAACCAAGUAUGACUUGGUUCUGACAGACCCAUUAAAUGGGGGAGGCAUUGUGCUGGCGCACUAUUUAAAUGUGCCACUUGUUUUCAAUGUUAGAUGGACUAUAGGUGGUGAGGGUCAUUUUGUUAUUGCUCCCUCUCCGCUAUCUUAUGUUCCAUUUCCUGUUGCAGAGUUAACAGACAAGAUGAGUUUUUUUGAGCGUGUCCUUAACUUCCUUGUUUAUGUCAUCAGGCAGUAUCUGUACAGACAGGCAAUUAGACCUCAUUAUUCUGCUUUAGUUAGUCGUUACUUUGGUCCUGAGGUCGACUACUUCUCAUUGUUUCAAGCUGCUGAUUUAUGGCUCAUGAGAGUUGACUUUGUGUUUGAGUUCCCUCGUCCCACCAUGCCUAACAUUAUCUAUAUUGGAGGGUUCCAAUGUAAACCUGCCAAGCCUCUUCCCCAAAAAUUGGAGGAGUUUGUUCAGAGUUCUGGGGUGCAUGGAGUCAUUAUCAUGUCUUUGGGGACUUUAAUUGGGCAGCUUCCACAUGAUAUAGCUGAUGAGAUAGCCAUUACUUUUGCCCAACUGCCUCAGAAGGUAAUCUGGAGGUAUAAAGGAGACAGGCCAGCUACUCUGGGUAACAACACCUUACUAGUUGACUGGAUGCCUCAGAAUGAUCUUUUAGGACACCCUAAGACAAGGCUGUUUGUAGCUCACGGAGGAACAAAUGGGAUUUUCGAGGCGAUCUACCACAGUGUUCCAAUAGUAGGCCUUCCUCUGGUGUUCGACCAAACUGACAAUCUUUCUAGAAUGAAAGUGAAGGGUGUAGCAAAGGUUGUGGAUUUAGCAACACUAGAUAGAAACAUAUUCUCCCAGGCCUUACAGGAAGUUCUGGAUGAGCCAUCCUACAGGACGAACAUGCAAAGACUCUCCAGGCUACACAGGGACGUGCCAAUGGAGCCCCUGGACACUGCCCUCUUCUGGAUUGAGUUUGUCAUGAGACACAAAGGUGCUGCUCACCUGCGUACAGAGUCCUACAAAAUGCCCUGGUACUCGUAUCACUCUGUAGAUGUAAUGGUCUUUUUACUGACUGUUGUGUUAUUUACUCUGCUGGCUUUCAUUGGCAUUAUCAGAUGUUUCUGUUGCAGGUCAUGUUUGAAAAUGAAAAUGAAAGAGGAAUGAUAAUGGCUUUCAUCUGUACACAGUGUGGUACAACAAUAUGUUUUUACUUGUCUCACUCAUUAUACUUUUUGUUCACAUGACAAAUAUAUGUGGCAUUGAUGUAGACAUACAGUAUUAUUGACAGAUGUUUUAUCUAUUUGCUUUUGAAGAUUUUGCUAAACUUACAACUGUACUUUAACUGUUCAGCCCAUUUAAUCAAAGGUUUGAAUAGGAAAGUCCAAAUGUGCACUUUAAAAAUGAAUGCUGUUAUAGUUGUGUGUGGCUGCUUUCUUUGUGUGUAACAGUUAAACUGAUGUAAAUGUUGAUUCUCCAGAAGACCGUUAAUGAGCUCUGUUUUUUAAUAAAGAUAUCAUGCAGCUUAGAUGUUUGCCAAAAACACUUUGUCCCUCAUUGGUUUGUUCU
Oncorhynchus mykiss (rainbow trout) is the source of this 2268-nucleotide messenger RNA. Lineage: Eukaryota; Metazoa; Chordata; Actinopteri; Salmoniformes; Salmonidae. The record is from RefSeq and is a predicted model, not a curated record.